Messenger RNA from Symbiodinium sp. CCMP2592, 1545 nucleotides. The record is from the annotation of a GenBank genome assembly. Lineage: Eukaryota; Dinophyceae; Suessiales; Symbiodiniaceae.
AUGAAACAGCAGGCGCCAUCUGCGGUUUAUACCACGCUGGCGUUGUUUCGCAAUCUUGAGACGAGGGUUCACUCUGACAAGGGAAAUGAUCCUCAACAGCUGAAUACCAUCGUUAAGGUGUCAAACUUCUCCGAUGGCGGUCUCUGGAUUGCAGACCCGCAAGGCAAAGUGCCAUGCCCUUUGUCCGACGAGCAAGCACAUGGACGUGUCCUGCCGUUUGAUGGACAAGUCUUGUCCUUUGAUGCACAGCAGCCUCAUUGUGUCAUGCCGCGCCCUGACUCGACGGCCGGUCCCGAGUCCCCCCUUAACUUCGGUGUCACAACGGCGUUGCAGGAACCAGGGCCGACAAACCCGGUUCCAGUCGGCCCGAUGCGGCCUCAGGCAUCCGACCGUAACGCGCCACUUGAGUCAUCUGGGGUGUUGCGCAACAGUGGCAAGUCAAUCCAGCCUUCGUUCCUUGAGAUUUUCUGUGGUUCCGCCGGUUUGUCUGCGGCCGUGCGAAAGUUGGGAUUUCAGGUUCUCGGAGUCGAUCACAAGCCCACUGCUAAGCAUGCAAAUGCACCCUUCAUCAGCCUUGACCUGCGUGACCAUGAGCAGCAGGAACGCUUGUGGGUGGAGUUACGGCGCGUGGAUGCCGUCUGGCUGGCGCCCCCAUGCGGGACUUCCUCUAGCGCUCGGUCGAUACCUCUCGGCAACUCCAAACACGGUCCCAAGCCCUUGCGGUCAAAGGAGUUUCCCGAUGGGCUCCCAACACUGGCUGAUGUGGAUCGUGACCGUGUCGACAGUGCAAAUCUGUUGUAUGACUUUACUGCAAAGGUCUUCCGUGUCCUGGACCCAGACACCGGCACCGUCUCUUACUUUGAGAGUGCCGCGCUUCCGUUCGGAGCGUCGAGCGCAGUGACAGGCUUUAACCGGGCCGCCCGAGCCCUGCGCAUUAUCAUGUCGAGACUUUUGUUCCUUGUGAAUACGUCAUUUUUUGACGAUUUUUGCCAACUUGAGAUCGAUGGUCUGACCGACUCGGCUGAUCAGGCUGCGCUUGCACUGCUGGACCUUCUUGGCUGGGAGGUGUCUGAUGGCGACAAGCUUAAACCUUUUGCUUCGGAGUUCACUAUGCUUGGGGCCGUGCUAUCCUUCAAAGAUGCUGGCAGGGGCUUGAUUAGGAUUAGGAAUAAGGCUGGGCGCGUGGAAGAGAUUGGCGACAUGGUGGAACGCCUUGCCUCUGACCCCGUCGAGGGGGCGCGCUCUCUUCCUUCCCUUAAGGGCAAGCUCUUGUUUGCAGCCUCGCAUGUGUUCGGCCGACGCGCACAGGCGGCUGUACGUCGCGCUUUGGAUACCUUGAAGGCUGCUGGGGACCGUCAGGUGAACCUGUGGUCUGAGCAGCCGCCUGUCAUUGUAUUUACGGACGGGGCGUGUGAGGAACGCGGCUCUCAGGUGACGCAUGGGGCCGUUAUCGUGGACGUCGCAUCGCAGACUCAUGAGGUGUUUGGGGGCCACAUCCCUGGCCUCUUGUUGAGGCUUGGCGCAGCUCCGGUCGUGUUCAACUGA